This is a messenger RNA of Pseudoliparis swirei, 2214 nucleotides long. RefSeq names its product transmembrane protease serine 11D. Gene Ontology annotation, molecular function: serine-type endopeptidase activity. Gene Ontology annotation, biological process: proteolysis. NCBI's taxonomy places the organism in Eukaryota, Metazoa, Chordata, Actinopteri, Perciformes, Liparidae. The record is from RefSeq and is a predicted model, not a curated record. The transcript has 5 exons. Bases 15 to 938 code for a protein of 307 amino acids.
CGCCGUGAAACUAAAUGGAGUUCACGGCACUUGUGCUGCUGGUGGUCGCUCCGUGUUUCAGCGCGCUGGCUUCCCCGCGGGACAGCUGUGGGCAGCGGUUCCUGGUCGCCCCUCCUGGUAUGGCUCGUAUAGUGGGGGGCCGGGAGGCCCCUGAGGGGGCUUGGCCCUGGCAGGUCAGCAUCCAGAUCCAGUCGAAGCACCAUUGCGGCGGGACGAUUGUCAGCAGCCUCAGUGUGCUCACUGCAGCUCACUGCUUCCACAGGUUCCUGAGGAUCAGCAGGAGGUAUUUCCGUGUGGUGGCAGGACUUAAUGUGUUAUCGGCUCCAGGACCUCAAACCCAGAUCCGCUCCAUCCGUGAAGUCCACAUGCACAAAGACUACCGAACCUCCACGUCUGACAACGAUGUGACGCUCGUGCUGCUCAGCUCUCCUUUCAACUUCUCUCACCACAUCCAGCCGGUCUGCACUCCUCAGAAUGUGACUCAUGAGUUCAUCCUCAACUUCAGCCACUGUUUUAUCAGCGGAUGGGGGAAAAGCUGUUACAGAGGGAAGCUGAAGAACAGAUUGCAGGAAGCUGAGGUGGAGCUCAUUGACAGGAGAACGUGUAACCUGAAGAGCUGGUACGGCGGCAUCAUCACGGAGAGCAUGAUCUGUGCGGGGCUGGAGAGCGGGGCCUCGGAUACCUGUCAGGGCGACAGCGGCGGCCCCCUGCAGUGUUACAGCGAGGACGAGGACAGGUUUUAUUUGGUCGGAGUGACGAGCUUUGGGAUCAGGUGCGGAAUUCGUCGCAAGCCGGGUGUGUACGCCAGAACCAGCAUGUUCGCAGGUUGGCUGAACCAGAGUCAGACGGCAUUAGCGUCUGCCGCACACAGACCGGACACGGGACGGAUCUCGGCUCGGCUCUGUGCUACUCUGAUGCUGCUCUUGAACAUCCACUAAUAAAUGUACAUUAGCCUACACCAAGCUCGUUAGAUCUUUUUAGCCAUGCAGAACUCAAAUGUGAACAAAUGGAAUUGUCUUUGAACAUUGAAAAUGAUAGAGGCUUUGAUGCAGGCCCGGGGUGGGUAAUCGGGAGAAUCGGGUGGGCCGCUUCACUUCUGGGCCGGUCGAGAAUUUUAUUUGUUGACAUUUGUCACGUUAGUCCAUCUUCUCUUAAAGUGGGCUACACACGUUCCGCAUUCUGACAGCGCAGCCUCUGCAUGGGUUGUACCAUGCGAGGAAGUUCACCCCUCCCAAAUAUUAGAGUUGGUUCAGUCCAUUAUGGAACCAACCAACUCAUUUUGGGAGAGGUGAACUUCCACGCAUGGUAGGCUACAGCCGGUAUACCAUGCGAGGAAGUUCACCCCUCCAAAAUAAAGUUGGUUCGGUCCUUAGCGGUCUUUUCCAAAAAGUUUUCUCAGCUCCUGAUAGCUGGGCCGGUCCGACCGCAACGAUACGCGUCAGGGAGGAUGGACGGGAGGAAGAGGGCAGGAGGGGCUGAAAAAGCCAGGUUGAAAAAAAGAAAGGCAUUGGAGGAGGAUGCUGCCAAAUGUGCCAAGCUUCCCGAUUUAUUUUCAAGAGGACAAACACAAGUGGCAACUGGUAAAGAGAGACAAAGGCCUAAUGAUUAGCAACAUAACUAUUCGGCUAACGUUGUAGCCUUGAUUAAUGUCAUUGUAGCGUUGUCAACCUAUUCCCAAGCAAAAUAUUAAAUUGAAUUAAAAUAUUAGCAUUUUUAUAUCACCCAAAAUAUGGUGAUCCAUAGACUUUGCAAAUAUUAUGCAAAUAUUGAUAUAUACUAUUGAAAUUGAAGUAUGCAGUAAUAUGACUUAAUUUUUCUUUGUAGCUUCGGAGCAGCAGAUAAGAGUCUCCUGCUGAAAAUGAUGAGCCCGACAUUUGCAAUGAGGAGGCCAUGACUACAGGGACAUGUAGAGAGGAUAACAGAGGAAACUAUAUGAAUUAAAGUUAUAUAUUCUAAGAAAGAGCAGUACAGUACUUGAUGAACCAAUAUGCAUUGUUUGCUCAGAAGUGGGUGUAGUAAAGGAGUAAAUCACCACUAUAUAAUACUCAUGCAGAAAAAUGAUAAUGACCAUGACAAUGACCAUGACCAUGACGGCCCCCAUGAGGUCUCACUCCAACAAAUCUGGCCUACUGCCUCAUCUGAGUCUGACACCCCUGCUACGCCCUUCUGCCUUUUUUUAAUGUUGUGCAUAUUUUGUUAACUUCUCAUCUUAAG